AUGGGUUGUGCCAGCUCUAUGCCGGCAGAUGCUCAUCAGGUGCAAGAUUCCGUGGCUGGGCACCGAAUCGACUGGGCCACAGCCGUCAGCAGUAAGAAGAAGAUGGAGGACAUUGCGGACAAGUCGGCUGCGGGAGAAGAGUCUUUGUUGGUCCAGAAGGUCGAUACCACGGCGACCACAGCAAGCGGAGAGACGGACUCCUGCAAGGAGAGUAUCCCCGAGAAGGAUCGCCGAAUGUCUUGGUACUCGCAUUCACGCGCGGAGGACUACCCAGUUGGUCGGAUGAUUGAACCAAACCGAAAACUUCACGACAAGCAUGUACGGAGGCUGCGCGCCUUUCUCCAUGAUGUCGAUGCUGCGCCCUUCAUGUUCAAGCGAAUGGUUCACUGCAAGAGGCUCCACGACUUCGGAGACUCAUAUGUUUUGGAUGAUGAAGUGGCUCGGACGCAUUCAGAACAAAUCGCGUCCCUCCAUCUUCCAUUCUUCCAUUAG
Messenger RNA from Symbiodinium sp. CCMP2592, 492 nucleotides. NCBI's taxonomy places the organism in Eukaryota, Dinophyceae, Suessiales, Symbiodiniaceae. The record is from the annotation of a GenBank genome assembly.